AUGUCAUCGAGUGGCAAUAAUGCCUCUGUAUACGGAGGAGAUGAGAUUAAUGCUAUCGUAUUGGAUUCAAGCUCUUUUCAUACAAGAAUCGGAUACGCGGGAGAUGACUUUCCAAAGAUUAUAACACCAUCAUCGUACGCUUCACCUAACGAGGACGCUAUGGAAUUAGACAACAAGAAAAAGAAUGGAAAAUCAAAGAGCUCAAAGAUAUUCGGCGAGUCAAUUAAUAUUCCUAGGUCCAAUCACAACGUCAGCCCGAUAUUGAAGGAUUCGGUGAUUAUUGACUGGGAAGCUGCAAUUGAACAAUACCACUAUUAUUUUGAUGAUGUUUUGACAUUGAAUUAUAAAGAGCAGCCUAUUUUGAUUACUGAACCGGUGUGGUGUACUCCUCAAUAUCGCCAAACGUUACUUGAAACAUUCUACGAGAAUUUCGACUUCCCAGCCUUGUUUUUGGCCAAAUCACCAACGUGUAUAUCGUUCCAGCAAGGAAGACCGAAUUGUCUUGUUGUGGAUAUUGGCCAUGAUUCUGUGAGUGUGACGCCAGUGAUUGAUGGUAUUUCGUUGUUGAAAAAUUCUAUGAAAACAAAUUAUGGAGGUCAAUACUUGAAUGACCAGAUAGAAGACAUGUUAACCCACAAAUUUUCAGGAGUCAACUUUGAGAAUAGAUACAGAAUCAAGAGCAAAACACCAACUGUGUAUCCAGAAGAAAGCAAGUAUACUGUUCGAGAUUUAUCCGAGAACAUAACCCAAUCGUUUGAUGAUUAUCAGAGACAAAAUAUCUGGCAUGAAUUUAAGGAAACCAUGUUGGAAGUACCAGAAAAAAAGUUCAACACCUCAAAUACGAGUCAAGCCAACAGCUUAAAGGAAAUAUAUUCUCAAGAUUCUAAUAAGAGGCUAUUUGAAUUACCGACCGGACAAUCAUUAGAAUUAUGCCUUGAAAGAUUCCAGUUGGCCGACUCGUUAUUUGACCCACAAAGCUACAAGUUUAACAACCCAGAUCUCGCAACUAAGUAUCCACCAAGCAAUGGUGAGUUAUCAUUAACGAAUUCGUACGACGAUUACAAGCCUUUGAAGAGAGCCCGUAAAGCCGAAUCAAACCAAUCAACACCACCUCCUUCAGAUGCAAAGAAACCCUCGAGUAAGACAUCCCAGAUUAGAGGUUUAACUCAUUUGAUAACCCACACAUUAUCAACUAUCGAUAUUGACUUAAGAUCGUCUGUUGCGCACAAUAUUAUCGUCACCGGUGGUGUUUCGUUGAUUCCACAAUUGACAGAGAGACUAUACUCCGAGUUAUCUAAUUCGAAUCCGGGUUUGAAGAUAAGACUACACGCAGUGGGUAACUCUUCUGAAAGGUUCAACCAAGCCUGGAUCGGUGGUAGUGUUCUUGCAUCGUUAGGUACCUUCCACCAAAUGUGGGUCAGCAAGCAAGAAUACGAAGAAGCCGGGGCAGAAAGGAUUUUAAACCAGAGAUUCAGAUAG
Messenger RNA from Debaryomyces hansenii CBS767, 1479 nucleotides. It is a transcript of the gene ARP4, whose product is annotated as Arp4p. NCBI's taxonomy places the organism in Eukaryota, Fungi, Ascomycota, Pichiomycetes, Serinales, Debaryomycetaceae. The transcript has a single exon. Bases 1 to 1479 code for a protein of 492 amino acids. Gene Ontology annotation, molecular function: chromatin binding. Gene Ontology annotation, cellular component: SWI/SNF complex; NuA4 histone acetyltransferase complex. The record is from RefSeq and is a predicted model, not a curated record. Gene Ontology annotation, biological process: regulation of transcription by RNA polymerase II.